AUGAUAGUUUUUAUCAUCCUGCUUCUGGAUUACAUCAUCAUCUUGGGAGGAAACAGCAUGAUCAUUUUAGUGGCAUCUACUGAUCCAAAGCUCCACUCUCCCAUGUAUUUCUUCCUCUACCACCUCGCCUUUGUGGACAUUGUCUACACCACCACCAACAUCCCCAAAAUGCUCUCCGGCUUCCUGAUAGACGUGAACACCAUUUCAGUCCCGGGCUGCUUCCUCCAGAGGCAAUUUGUCAUUCAACUAUCAGUUACUGAAUAUGCCAUCCUGACCGUCAUGGCGUACGACCGCUACGUGGCCAUCUGCCACCCUCUGCGCUACACCGCCAUCAUGACUCGGACCGUCCGGCUGCUUCUUAUCGUAGGAGCCUGGGGCUUCGGCAGCUUCUGCUCGCUGCCAUCCACUUUCCUGACCUGGCAGCGGACUUACUGUGGCCCGAAUGUGAUAACACAUGCCUGGUGCGACCCGUCAUCUGUAAGGCGGCUGGUCUGCGGCGACACCAAGAUCGAUAACUUUGUUUCCAUUUCGUUCGCCAUAGUGGCGCUUCUCACAACAGGGGUCCUCAUCCUCACAUCCUAUAUCCUGAUUGGUAUUUCCAUAUCGAGGAUGGGGGUCGCUCAGAGGCUGAAGGCCUUCGGGACGUGUGCCGCCCACCUGACCGUGGUGUCCACCUCUUACAGCAUGACCUCGUUUGUUUACAUCUCCUACCGGGUGGGGAACUUUUCAUCUGAGGUAAGAAAUUCAUACCCUCCUUUGUCGACCAAUCACAGAGCCAGCGUUGUCAACGGCACUUUGGAGUCUGAUGGCGUGACUUUCUUCAUCAUUGAAGGCCUCGCCGGCCUUGGCGAGAAAAAGAUGAUAGUUUUUAUCAUCCUGCUUCUGGGUUACAUCAUCAUCCUGGGAGGAAACAGCAUGAUCAUUUUAGUGGUACAAAACAAAGCCUUCUAUUAG
Messenger RNA from Etheostoma cragini (Arkansas darter), 954 nucleotides. Its product is annotated as olfactory receptor 10J4-like. Gene Ontology annotation, molecular function: G protein-coupled receptor activity; olfactory receptor activity. The transcript has 3 exons. Gene Ontology annotation, biological process: G protein-coupled receptor signaling pathway. Bases 1 to 954 code for a protein of 317 amino acids. The record is from RefSeq and is a predicted model, not a curated record. Gene Ontology annotation, cellular component: membrane. NCBI's taxonomy places the organism in Eukaryota, Metazoa, Chordata, Actinopteri, Perciformes, Percidae.